CUAGCCCCACUCAAUUAAUUCAAAAGUUAAAUCAUUCAUUACUUCUAUUAUAAAAUCCGAGCCAAGCUUUCUUCCAUAAUUAUAAAAAAUAAAGGAAUGCUCCAGGAGAUUAUGAUUUGGAAAGGUUAUAAUGGAAUUUGGAAAAUUAGAAGGCAUCCAGCAGGGUUCGAAUCGAUGAGGAAGUAAGACAGGAAACAAGUAGGUUCGAAUUGGUUUGAAGCAUA
Nezara viridula (southern green stink bug) is the source of this 224-nucleotide messenger RNA. The record is from the annotation of a GenBank genome assembly. NCBI's taxonomy places the organism in Eukaryota, Metazoa, Arthropoda, Insecta, Hemiptera, Pentatomidae.